AUGGAUAGAUAUAUCCCUUUUCAUCUCAUACCUGAAAUUCUGUCAAAGCUUCCAGUGAAAUCACUCUUGAAAUUCAAGUGUGUUUCGAAAUCAUGGCUUGCGUUAAUUUCGAGCCCUCAAUUCAUCAAAGCUCAUCUCAAUUACCAGACUUCGCUAAACAACCAAAGCCUACUUGUGUUGGAGAACAAUUGCAGCUUCAAAUAUUGUUCUCUCAACUCUUUAUUGUACGGACAGGCUAGUCCCCAUGUCCUAAUCCCACAGGAUGAAGGAGCCCUUACAACUACCAACGAUAGACACCUGUGCAGGUAUUUUGAAAUUGUUGGCUGUAGUGAGGGAUUGAUAUGUAUUUGCGUCUUUCGACCUCGUCAAUCGUAUUUCUUCUUGUGGAAUCCAUCAAUAAGAAAAUACAAGAAUUUGCCUGAGUUAAUUCUUCCAUCGACAGCUUCCUUAUCUGUGAUCUCGGGCUUCGGGUUUGAUGCUUCUAGUGACGAUUAUAAAGUAGUGGUACUGGUAAUGAAUGCCAAAUACUCGAGGUAUGGGACUCUAGUUUACAGCUCCAAAGCUGGAGCUUGGAGAAGGAUUGCUGAUUUGCCUGGCGAUACAUCAUAUCUGUCUUCUGGACCUGGUGUGCUGGUCGAGGGGAAGCUCCAUUUCCUGGCCAAGGAAACAGCGCGUGGAGCAUAUAUUGUUUCUCUUGAUUUAGCCACGGAGAUGUACAGAGAGUUGGAAGCACCGAAUCCUAAUUAAAGAGAAUGAUCUCUCGGGGAAGUAAGGAGAAAUCGGAGGGAACCUUUGGUUUUAUAAAAUUCCGGACCUAAAUGGUUGUCUACAGGCUGGUGAGCUGUGGAUCACGAAGGAAUAUGGAAAAUCUUGGACUAAGGUGGUUAGUGUUGAAAAUUCGUGUCCUUCGUUUUUCCCAAAUCUACUUACGAUAUCAGCCAAGGGUGAACAUUUAAUAUUGAAGUCUCGAAGAAUUGGAGUUUACAAUUCAAGAGAAGGUCAAUGUUUUAGGCCUUUCGAGCAGUUCAACAAUGUCCUUGAUGCUUGUUGUUUUAUUGAAAGCCAUGGAAAAAAUCAUGGAAAUUACAGUAAAACAUGAAGCCCAAAACAUAUAGCUGAGAGGGUCUCUAUUAUCGGGUUCUUCUAUUAUCUACUCUAAAGGCACAUGAAAAGAGGUGAGUUAGGGUGU
Messenger RNA from Coffea arabica (coffee), 1189 nucleotides. The record is from RefSeq and is a predicted model, not a curated record. NCBI's taxonomy places the organism in Eukaryota, Viridiplantae, Streptophyta, Magnoliopsida, Gentianales, Rubiaceae.